Messenger RNA from Melanaphis sacchari, 1144 nucleotides. RefSeq names its product zinc finger protein 131-like. Gene Ontology annotation, biological process: regulation of transcription by RNA polymerase II. The transcript is spliced from 4 exons. Lineage: Eukaryota; Metazoa; Arthropoda; Insecta; Hemiptera; Aphididae. The record is from RefSeq and is a predicted model, not a curated record. Bases 1 to 972 code for a protein of 323 amino acids. Gene Ontology annotation, cellular component: nucleus. Gene Ontology annotation, molecular function: protein binding.
AUGAGUGCUGAGGAGUCGCAACAGUUCUGUCUCAGAUGGCAUAAUUAUCAAAGUUCACUUAUGUCAACUCUGCCUCAGCUUUUAAACCAUGAUGAUCUGACUGAUGUUACAUUAUGUGCUGGUUUGAGAACACUUAAAGCACAUCGUGUUGUUUUGUCUGCAUGUAGUGAUUAUUUCAAACAAUUAUUUAAAGCUCUCACAAAAGAAUUAGGAGCAAGUCAUCAUCCUGUGAUAGUUUUGCCUGGCGUUGAAUUUACUGAUCUCUGUGCUCUAGUCACAUUUAUGUACAGCGGUGAAGUAAAUGUUUAUGAACAUCAACUAGCUAGCAUGCUUUCGAUGGCUGAUACAUUACACAUUAAAGGCUUGGCUGAGUUUUCUAAUGUACCUGGUUAUACAUCUGGCACAUUUGAGAAAUCAUCAAAAUGGAAAAGGCCGCGAGUUGAAGAAUCAGAAUCCUUUAAUAGAGUGAUUUCAAGACCAACAAUGAGUGAAACUGAAGUUUUUGCUGAUCUAGAUGUUGCUCAAGAUCUAAGUAAGCGUGUUCCAGAAAAUGAUAAUCAAGAUGAUACUGUAAACUUAGCAACUACUGUUGACCAUAAACCGUCCACAUCAGAAAUAAAUGUAUCUUAUGGUGAAGAAGCUCCAACACCUACAGAUUUAGUUCAAGGUCCAGUUGUACAGGGUUCACAGUCAGAUAAUAAUAAAUCGCGAACACCAGUAUCCAAGCUUUAUACAAUGUGUUUCAUUUGCGGUAAACAGCUUAGUAAUCAUUACAAUUUGCGCGUUCAUAUGGAAACCCACCAAAAUGCACAGUAUGCUUGUUCAGUGUGUAGUCAUGUUUCUCGAUCCAGGGAUGCAUUAAGGAAACAUGUAUCUUAUAGACAUCCACGUCCCAACAAUAAUAAUACAACUGCGGAUAAUUCAUCUACAGUAGAUUCUUCACACAAUGUAAACAAGCUUCCAUCAACUUGACCCAAAAAAAUACGCAUGAUACAUUUAUUGUUAUUAUUUAAUUUAUUGUUGUUACCCUUUAGUUAAUUUUUCUUCUAGUUAUAUCCAUAUUAAUCGUUGACCUGUUAUUUUUAUUGUGUGAGUGUUUGAUUGUUAUUGUUAUAUAUUGUUAAAAUUUAUAAGCUGUUGUUGA